GGGGAAUGUUUCCUGAUUGCGGCGUGAAUGAAGCUGCAUCCGGAUUCGGAGUUAAUAGCCCGGAGGGAAUAAGAGGCCCCCUUUGCAUGAGCUGCGGCCGUCGUCGUUAUGGAGACUCUCAUCCCUGUGAUCAAUAAGCUGCAGGAGAUUUUCAACACGGUGGGAGCCGAAAUCAUACAACUGCCCCAAAUCGUGGUAGUUGGCUCUCAGAGUAGUGGGAAGAGCUCAGUGCUAGAGAGCAUUGUCGGUCGGGAUUUCUUGCCGCGUGGCUCUGGAAUUGUCACACGGCGGCCCCUGGUCUUGCAGCUGGUCCAUGUGCCAACCCUGGCGGAGAGGAGGCAGAAAGGAGGUGGAGAAAAUG
Messenger RNA from Thamnophis sirtalis, 361 nucleotides. The record is from RefSeq and is a predicted model, not a curated record. Lineage: Eukaryota; Metazoa; Chordata; Lepidosauria; Squamata; Natricidae.